CACUCGCCUCCCACUGGGCAAUAUUUCAUCAUAUUCCAAAUGGAAGCGAUAUCUACGCAAAACCAAGAUUCCCAUAUCACUGAAACUAUCACUCUCUUCUCAAGCCAUUUCCUUUCAAAUCUUUCUGAAUUGCUAUGGCUUUUGAUUCUCUCACUUCUGGCUUUCACUGAAGCAUUCCUAAUCCUGCAAAACUUUGAACUUAGAACCCAUUUCCUCCUUCUCUGUAUUUUUCUUCUGUGUUUUGCACUGAAACACUUUCUUUCAAAGCCUCCUCCAGUUUACCUCGUGGAUUACUCGUGUCUGAAACCACCAGCUUCUUGCAGGGUUCCCUUCUCAAUGUUCCAAGAAAAUGCCUCCGCUGUUGGUUUUGACAAAGAGAGCGUCACUUUCAUGGCCAAGAUCCUCACUUCUUCUGGACUAAGUGAAGAGACAUGUCUACCUCCUGCAUUACACUACAUUCCUCCCAAAUCCCAUCAUAGUGAAUCCAUAAGAGAAGUUGAAAUGGUUCUUUUUCCUGUCGUUGAUGAUCUCUUAGCUAAAACUAAGGUUUCUCCUCUUGACAUCGACAUACUUAUAUCGAACUGUAGUGGCUUUUGUCCUGUCCCUUCUUUAAGCUCCAUUAUCAUCAACAAAUAUUCCAUGCGAAGUGACAUUAAAAGUUACAGUAUCUCUGGUAUGGGGUGUAGUGCAAGUGCCAUCGGCAUCGAUUUGGCUAAGAAUCUUUUGAGUGUUCACAGGAACUCCACCGCCGUUGUCAUCAGCGCUGAGAUUUUAUCAACAGGUUGGUACCCUGGUAAAGAGCGUUCCAAGUUGAUCCUUAACUGUUUGUUUCGGAUGGGAAGUGCAGCGAUAUUGCUCUCAAACAAGAAAGAAAUGAGGAAUUAUUCCAAAUACAAAGUGACUAGGACCCUCAGAACCCAGAGAGCCUUCGACGACAGAACUUAUUUCGCUGCCUUUAGGGAAGAGGAUUCACAGGGAAUGCUCGGAGUGACGCUGAAAGGAGAUGUGUUUCAAGUCGCUGGUGAAACUCUUCGUUCAAAUAUCUCCAUUUUAAGUCCUAAAAUCCUUCCUUUUACAGAGAAAUUCUGGUACGUUGUCUCGUUAUUAAAGAAUAAGAUGAUGAACAAGACACAAGGUAUUCAUCAUGUGCCGAAUUUCAAGACAGCGGUUGAUCAUUUUUGCCUGCCGUGUACUGGGUGGCCGGUGAUAAGGGAGAUCGGAAAGGGGUUGAAGCUUGCAGAGAGCGACAUGGAAGCUGCAUUGAUGACUCUGUAUAGGUUUGGGAACCAGGCAUCAUCUUCUCUGUGGUAUGAAGUUGGUUACUUGGAAGCCAAGGAAAGAGUUAAGAAGGGUGAUAAGAUUUGGCUAAUUGGAAUGGGCAGCGGGCCCAAGUGCUGCAGUGUCGUUUUGGAGUGUAUUAGACCCAUAAACGGAGAGGCAAACGGGGGCCCCUGGGCUGACUGCAUCCAUCAAUACCCACUUUCGGCUCUUGAUUCGUAACCAUACCUAUUCAAUGUACUUUGUUCCUUGAUUUUUACGUUGAGAGAAAGAUAUAUUCACUUUGUUCCAAGAUAAUUUUCUAUUUUUAAAUGUUAGUCUUUUCAUCAAAAUAAAUAUUCUUUGAUGAAAGCAGUAAGUAUAUUUUUGUAUCAUUUUAUUUAUUAUUGAUGAAAAUAUGUAAUAUGUUUAAUUUGAGCUCAAGUUCAUAAUA
Molecule: messenger RNA, 1711 nt
Organism: Neltuma alba
Lineage: Eukaryota; Viridiplantae; Streptophyta; Magnoliopsida; Fabales; Fabaceae
Product: 3-ketoacyl-CoA synthase 6-like
Exons: 1
Coding region: 40-1500 (486 amino acids)
Biological process (GO): fatty acid biosynthetic process
Cellular component (GO): membrane
Molecular function (GO): acyltransferase activity, transferring groups other than amino-acyl groups
Source: RefSeq, a predicted model, not a curated record